Molecule: messenger RNA, 1968 nt
Organism: Caenorhabditis briggsae
Lineage: Eukaryota; Metazoa; Nematoda; Chromadorea; Rhabditida; Rhabditidae
Gene: Cbr-hsp-4
Product: Protein CBR-HSP-4
Exons: 5
Coding region: 1-1968 (655 amino acids)
Biological process (GO): endoplasmic reticulum unfolded protein response; protein refolding; cellular response to unfolded protein
Cellular component (GO): endoplasmic reticulum chaperone complex; membrane; endoplasmic reticulum lumen
Molecular function (GO): ATP binding; ATP-dependent protein folding chaperone; ATP hydrolysis activity
Source: RefSeq, a predicted model, not a curated record
AUGAAAGUUUUCUCGUUUAUCCUCUUUGCCUUUGUGGCAAGAGCAUUCUGUGAAGAAGAGGCAGCCGACAAGGAGAAGCUAGGAACCAUCAUCGGUAUCGAUCUCGGAACCACUUACUCGUGCGUUGGAGUUUUCAAGAACGGACGUGUUGAGAUUAUCGCCAAUGACCAAGGAAACAGAAUCACUCCUUCUUAUGUGGCUUUCUCUGGAGAGCAAGGAGAACGGCUCAUCGGAGAUGCUGCCAAGAACCAGCUCACCAUCAAUCCAGAGAACACCAUUUUCGACGCAAAACGCUUGAUUGGACGCUUUUAUAAUGAUAAGACCGUUCAAGAUGACAUCAAACAUUGGCCAUUCAAGAUUGUUGACAAGUCGAACAAGCCAACCGUUGAAGUCAAGGUCGGAUCUGAAUCGAAACAGUUCACUCCAGAAGAAGUCUCGGCUAUGGUCCUCACUAAGAUGAAGCACAUUGCUGAAUCCUACCUCGGACACGAAGUGAAGAACGCUGUCGUCACCGUUCCAGCUUACUUCAAUGAUGCCCAGAGACAAGCCACCAAAGACGCCGGUACUAUCGCUGGACUUAACGUUGUCAGAAUCAUCAACGAACCAACUGCUGCUGCUAUUGCUUACGGCUUGGACAAGAAGGAAGGAGAAAGAAACAUUCUCGUUUUCGACUUGGGAGGUGGUACUUUCGAUGUUUCUCUUCUCACUAUCGACAACGGAGUUUUCGAAGUUCUUGCCACCAACGGAGAUACUCACUUAGGAGGAGAGGACUUUGACCAACGUGUUAUGGAGUACUUCAUCAAACUCUACAAGAAGAAAUCUGGAAAGGAUCUUCGCAAGGACAAUCGCGCUGUUCAAAAGCUUCGUCGUGAGGUUGAAAAGGCAAAGAGAGCUCUGUCCACCCAGCAUCAGACCAAGAUUGAGAUCGAAUCCCUUUACGACGGAGAAGACUUCUCGGAGACCCUGACCCGCGCCAAGUUUGAAGAACUCAACAUGGAUCUCUUCCGUGCCACUCUUAAGCCAGUCCAAAAGGUUCUAGAAGAUGCCGAUAUGAAGAAGACUGACGUUCACGAAAUCGUCUUGGUCGGAGGAUCCACAAGAAUCCCAAAGGUUCAGCAACUUAUCAAGGACUUCUUCAACGGAAAAGAGCCAUCUCGUGGAAUCAAUCCUGACGAAGCUGUCGCUUACGGAGCUGCCGUGCAAGGAGGAGUUAUUGGUGGUGUGGAAAACACAGGAGACGUCGUUCUUCUCGAUGUCAACCCUCUCACUAUGGGAAUUGAAACUGUCGGAGGAGUCAUGACUAAGCUCAUCUCCAGAAACACUGUCAUUCCCACAAAGAAAAGUCAAGUCUUCUCAACCGCCGCCGAUAGCCAAAGUGCUGUCUCCAUCGUUAUCUACGAAGGAGAACGCCCAAUGGUUAAGGACAAUCACAAACUCGGAAACUUCGACCUUACCGGAAUCCCACCAGCUCCACGCGGAGUCCCACAAAUCGAGGUGACAUUCGAGAUCGACGUCAACGGAAUUCUGCAUGUCAGUGCUGAAGAUAAGGGAACCGGAAACAAAAACAAGAUCACCAUCACUAAUGACCAUAACCGUCUUAGUCCUGAAGACAUUGAGCGCAUGAUCAACGACGCCGACAAGUUCGCUGCCGAUGAUCAAGCUGUCAAAGAAAAGGUUGAGUCAAGAAACGAGUUGGAGUCUUAUGCUUAUCAGAUGAAAUCGCAAAUCGGUGACAAUGAGAAGCUAGGAGGAAAGCUCUCUGACGAAGACAAGAUUUCGAUCGAGUCUGCUGUUGAGAGAACCAUCGAAUGGCUUGGAAACAACCAGGAUGCCUCUACAGAGGAGAACAAAGAACAGAAGAAGGAACUCGAGUCCGUCGUUCAACCAAUUGUCUCCAAGCUCUACUCGGCCGGAGGCCAAGGAGAACAAGCUAGCGAGGAGCCAGCUGAGGACCACGACGAGUUGUAA